Molecule: messenger RNA, 1326 nt
Organism: Neodiprion fabricii
Lineage: Eukaryota; Metazoa; Arthropoda; Insecta; Hymenoptera; Diprionidae
Gene: rtv
Exons: 3
Coding region: 183-635 (150 amino acids)
Biological process (GO): sleep; regulation of synaptic transmission, cholinergic; positive regulation of voltage-gated potassium channel activity
Source: RefSeq, a predicted model, not a curated record
AGCAGUGGGAGCAGAACACAGCUGUGCAGUGUAGAAUUGACAGGAGUGACUGGUUCUGGAAGAAUUUCUCAACUUCGAUACAAGAUGGCUGAUCGUUGAAAAAAUCGUACAAAGAUCUCGCCGUUUUGCGCCCAGUUACAGUCUCCGAGUGCCAAAAUAUUGUUAAAUUCCGAUUCGAGACAAUGGUGUCCAAGAAACUGACUCCGAUUUUCACUCUAACGAUCAUACUCUGUGCCACUUUCCUACCACAUACUGUCGAAGGUAUCCUCAAGAGAUGCGUUCAGUGCAGAUCGAGGGGUGAAUUGGGAUCCUGCAAGGACAAAUUCACGAUGAAUGCAACGCAGAUUGCCGAAGAGCACGGAGUGGAGGCAGUUCCAUGCGCCUCCGGAUGGUGCGGAAAAAUAAUCGAGAGUCAAAAUCUCAACAACGAAUAUGGAACAGCGACACAACGAAUGUGCCUUCAGCGUGGCCCAGACGAUUACGAGGAACGUUGUUCGAACACAAUUUGGAACUACAAGAAGGUCUACAUAUGUUUUUGUCUAGGCGAUCUUUGCAAUGCCUCAACGAGAACAAUUUUGCCCAGCAUUACCGUGCUAAUCGUAAUUGGUUUUGUGGGAAGGUGGUUUAUUUUAUGAUCAUACGCUCCAAGAUAAUCGUGACCAUGUAAUAAUGUAUAACGAAGUGCUACAGCCACAGAAAAGAAGUACUUUUAAUUGGGACUUUCGAACUGCUGCAGGGUGAUAAAAGUGACCGCUUAUCCAAACGUUACAUGUUUUAUAAUAUGAGGUGAUCGGUUUGGUGAUGAAAAAUACUCGAUAAUUUAUGGCGGUAAAAUUUCCUAUCGCUUGGAUCACGUUAGAAGAGAAUCAAUUCCCGUAUGGUAAAGAAAAUGUAUAAUGUUUAAUUGGCUACAUGAUUAUAUAAUUUUGGCAGCAUAAAUAUGUAGUAUGCUCCGUUUGAAUAUAAAUACCUACAUAUAUACCGUAUUGCGAAAACUAUACAUGCAUUGUGUGUAUACCCAUAUACACAAAUUAUGUGUAUUCUAAUCAGUAUAGUUUAUAGCAUUUAUAAAUAAUGAACUGUGUAUAUUAAUGUUAAAAAAUAUUGUCGUAUUUCCAAUGAAUUGUUAAUUUUAUACAAUGAAUAAGUCUAUAAUGUAUUCGAUAAUUAUACUUAUAAUACUCAUUCGUUUGUGUCCUCCAAUUUGUAUAUCAUAUAUAUAAUACAAAGUACUCGAGAAGUACCCGACGAUUUUAUAACGGGACGUCCAAACAUGUAUCGUAUAUGUAUAUUAUAUUAUAUUACGGAUCUACCAGGCUGGGAAAA